GCGCGCGCGGCUGGAGCUCGGCUGGGGGCGGCGGGACUAUCGCGAUAGAGCGAAGGUUCCCAGUGCCGGCAGCCUGGCGGGACUAUCGUGAUAGAGCGAAGGUUCCCAGUGCCGGCAGCCUGGGAGGGAUGUCGCGAUAGAGCGAAGGUUCCCAGUGCCGGCAGCCUGGCGGGACUAUUGCGAUAGAGUGAAGGUUCCCAAUGCCGGCAGCCUGGGAGGGCUGUCGCGAUAGAGCGAAGGUUCCCAGUGCUGGCAGCCUGGCGGGACUAUUGUGAUAGAGUGAAGGUUCCCAGUGCCGGCAGCCUAGGAGGGCUGUCGCGAUAGAGUGAAGGUUCCCUGUGCCGGCAGUGCACGUGGCUUGGCAGGGCUGUAGCAAUAGGUCGAAGGUUCCUAGAGCCGGGGGUGCGCAGGGCCUGGCAGGACUAUUACAAUAGAGUCGCUGAGCUCCAUCCCGGAUGGAUGCGGACGGGGCCGUGGACCCGCGGGCGCUGGAGCGGGAGCUGCGGGCGGCGGUGGCGGAGGACGAGCGUCGGGACAGGGAGAACGAGGCCAAGCUGCGUGCCAUGCGCCAGCGCGUCCCCUCCUACGAGCAGUUCAGGAACAUUGUGCUGGCAUCACACCUCAAGCCCCUAGAGAAGAAGGACAAGAUGGGUCAGAGGAGGAACGUGCUGUGGAAUCCUUGUGCAGCCCAUGCCAAGGUGCCACAAGCCAGCGAUGUGGAAAUACCCCAGGAACUGGAUCAGCUGCCUGGAACCUCUGCUGAAUUUUACAGAGAUUGGCGCAGAUGCUUAAAAAGCAGAAAACUAAAAUACCAGUUUUUGCUGGAACUCGGAGGGGAAGCCUUGGGCAGAAUCUUUCAGGCUGACUUGGGCUAUGGCCUCCUGGGUGAAUUCCUUACGGUGCUGGCAGAGAAUGUCUGUCAUGAAGACAGAGAUGCCAUCCUUCAGAUCUUACAGAGCCUUUCGGGCACCAAGCGCUUCGGGUUAAACCUGGAUCUCCUGAGCGAGCCGGAGAAGGAGAGCAGCAGGGAUUUGUUUAGGAAGCUGUGGAGCAUGAGCAGGGAGUAUUGGACCGCCGGCCAUCCCAGCAGCGCAGCCGGCUGCGAAGCAGAGGGGGAAGCCCACCUCAUGGAUGCCAGCUUGCAAAACAAAACCGAGGAGGAAAGGAGGGUGCUGGAGUUGAUGAAAUGUUACCAGAUCAACUGAAGGAGCAGAAGCGCCAGAGUCGUGCAGAAAUAGAGCACAAAAAGAGGCUCAAAGCUUGACUUUGGCAUCCCUGUGUGAGAGGGAUAAAUGGGAUACUUCUGGAGCACUGCUGUACCUUUCUCUGUACCUGGGAGCCACCCAGAGCAAUAGUUCUGCACAAAUAAAGGUUAGUUAC
Molecule: messenger RNA, 1380 nt
Organism: Strigops habroptila (Kakapo)
Lineage: Eukaryota; Metazoa; Chordata; Aves; Psittaciformes; Psittacidae
Gene: DNAAF19
Product: coiled-coil domain containing 103
Exons: 4
Coding region: 456-1205 (249 amino acids)
Biological process (GO): epithelial cilium movement involved in extracellular fluid movement; inner dynein arm assembly; determination of left/right symmetry
Cellular component (GO): outer dynein arm
Source: RefSeq, a predicted model, not a curated record